AUGUACCUCUUCUUCCUUUUCGGUCUGCUGUGCGCGGCGGGGCACCACAUCUUCUACAGCACGCUGGACGGCAGGAUCGCGGACCGGCAGCUCGAGAUGCUGCGCUACGGUGCGGUCCUGGCGUUCGCCACAAAGGCCGGGCUCGUGGCUGCCGUCGUUGUGGCCUUCCGCCAGCGCAUCUGGCUCACCGUGCGGAGCAAGCUGCUCAGCGUGCCCGCGCUGGACAGUCUGUUCGCGGCCACGGACGACAUCACGGCACUGUGGAACGCCGAGGUUUACAGGACUGCGAGUGUGGCGAUGGCUCUGGCGGCUUUUGUUUGGCUGGCGCCGCUCGUCAUCAUCUUCACGAGCAACUCGCUCAGCGUGGAGCUGCACCUGAACGCCAUCAACACGACCUGCCCAAACGUGCGCAGCCUCAACUUUGACAAGGAGUCGCUCGAGAACUGGCGCGACCCGACCAUCAUCGAUGACCUGAUCGGGCAGUCGGUGAGCACUUGGAACUCGACCACCACGAGCCCCGAGAUGGAGGGCUGGUUCGACUACUACACGGCCUUCAGCCGGACCAUGGAGGUCACUGCCACCAUGGCCAUCUUCACCCAGCAGACGGUCGCCCGAACCGGCGUCACGGACGACAUAUGCGGCGGUGGGUGGAACUGCUCGUACACGAUCAACUUUACGGCGCCGGGUUACAAGUGCGAGGAGCUCGCCAAGGGGGUCGGUGCCACGGUCGGCCAGUUCGGGGACCAUGAUCCGCCCAAGGACUUUGGCAUCGAAUACCUUCUGCCAAAGGGUAACUUGAGCUACCAGGCCUCGACGAUGGGAGGGGAGUACUACAUAUCUCAGGUGAGCCCCGUGAGCACAGGAGGCAUGCCGACCGAGUUGAAGCCGCCGUUCCCCAAGAACCUGGGCGCGUUCCGCACCGAGCCGAUCAUCUGGGUCGGCUACGCAGAGCGCGUGGACACGGUGCCCACCAACAGAUCCGUGCCGGGGUUUGACAAGGCGUUUAUCCCGCACGUCUUUGCCUGCGAGCACUACGAGACGGCAUACACUGUGCGCUUUGAGUACCGCAACGGAAAGCAGACCGCGAAUGUGACGGACAGGCAGUACCUGCGCCGGGUGGUGGACACGAAAUGGUUACAGGACGAGGUCAAUCCGUCACCACAUGACGAGGACGAAGACGGGCCGUCACGAAGGAACAGUAACAACAACAAGAACCGCACGACCGACGGCACAAACGACCCGACCGUCGCCUUUCCCCAAAGCAGCUAUGUCUUUCCCCAGCAGGUCCAGCGCUACGGCAAAGUGGCUGCUUACCAUUCCGUCGGGAAGCUGCUGCGCGACUCGAUGCAGGGGUGGCUGAACUCGGAGAACGUGCUGAACCCCAUUGGCGACACAAAGGCCCUCCAGACGAAGCUCCUCGACCCUCGACAGAAGUGGUUCCCCUUCCCGGAUCUCCAGGAUCGCCUGCGUAGCCUGUACGAGGACAUCGUGUUGUCCAUGCUGGCGGACCCGCGAUAUGUCUCGGUGGUCUGGGCUGCCAAUCCAAACAUCAUCAGCGGCGCGGUGGCGGAUGAUAGUCCCGACCAUGGAGACUCGGCAUAUCCGUGCGAGCGAUCACGCAACGAGAUCAGAUACAAGUACCACGCGAGAGAUCUCUGGAUCGUAUAUGGCCUGGCCCUGCUGAUCGCGCUGACGGCUAUCAUCGUGGGGACCAGAGCGGUCUUCGCGAACGAAGGCGUGCUCCACGACACACGCUUCUCCAACAUUGUUGCGGCGACAAGAGGACCUGCCUUGGACAAGCUGGGAUGGCACAGCCAGGGUGCUGUGACAGAGACACUUUUGGGUGGUGUUGAUCACGGCAGACAUCUGCCACGAGACAUCAAGAACAUCAGAGUCGGAUACGGCAUCGUGCCGCUUUCCGGCCAAGACGAGAACCCCCGAGACCCACCUUACUCGUCCACUACUCCUAACAGUGGUUACGAGCCAUACUCGCAUCACAUGUAUGGUGGUGAGGACAACACGCGAGUACCCGGCCGCAUGUGGGACGUCGGCGAGGUACGGUAUGGCUUCGGGCUCGAGGGCGACGUUCGACAGUUGCUGCGCAGUGAAGGAAUUCGAAUUCGAGGACGGUCUCGAGGGCGGUCCCCGGGCUAG
Molecule: messenger RNA, 2154 nt
Organism: Microdochium trichocladiopsis
Lineage: Eukaryota; Fungi; Ascomycota; Sordariomycetes; Xylariales; Microdochiaceae
Exons: 2
Coding region: 1-2154 (717 amino acids)
Source: RefSeq, a predicted model, not a curated record